Messenger RNA from Phytophthora sojae, 447 nucleotides. RefSeq lists its product as hypothetical. NCBI's taxonomy places the organism in Eukaryota, Oomycota, Peronosporomycetes, Peronosporales, Peronosporaceae. Bases 1 to 447 code for a protein of 148 amino acids. The record is from RefSeq and is a predicted model, not a curated record. The transcript has a single exon.
AUGCAGCUCGCUCAGUUCUUGCUCAUGCUCAUGGUCGCGCUGCUGACAGUCAGCGCUUCCGCCGAGUACUGCGGCGACGGAGGGGCGGACGACGCUACCGUCGAGAUUCCCCCCAUCCAGCAGAUGGCCGCAAUGCCCAAAACCAACAAAGCGCAAGCUAAAACGCCGGAGCCCGUUGGCUUCAUGGUGCCCAUCAAGCUGCUGGCCGCGCUGCGGUCAGAAGACGAAGAGCGCGCGGGUGGCGCGACCCCCGGCGCUGCAGCUCGAGCCGUCGGCGCGAACGCGAUCCCUCUCAAUGGCCCGGUCGCGAACCCCAGCACCGACAUGAUCGUCAUCACCAAGUUCAGCAACAACGGCCUCUUUAAUCGGAUCGCGCGCUGGUGGAGGAGCUUCUUCCCCCGCGGAGGAGCCAAGAACCGCCGACUGCGCAGCGUCCAGGACGCGUGA